AUGGCUCUUCAAGAGUCGAAAUUGUUAAUGAUGUUUCUGCUAAUACUUUCCAUCAAAAUAGACGCGACCUACGAGCAUGCCAAAAGCGGUACUGUUUCGUCUUCGUCGUCGUCAUGGUUGAAGAAAGUUGCUUACCGGCCAAGACAUAUUGGGUGUUGGAAAAGACCAUUGAUGUGCAGCCGAGGAGUUCCCUCCGAGGAGGCUGUGUUGCAGAAAUCGCUGUGUCGAUGUUUGUGUACCGACACAAAUAUCGACCCUUUCAACUGUGGUUCCUGUGGAAAUGUAUGCUCCCUCGGGAACCUGUGUGUGUUUGGGUUGUGUGGUUACGCACAACAACCACCACCACCACCUCUACCACCGUCGUGUCCUCCAACGCCACCGUCUCCACCACCGCCAUGUCCUCCAAUAUAUGCUGCCAGUACGGUCAGAAGUUCAUCAUCAGCCCUCUGA
Molecule: messenger RNA, 450 nt
Organism: Prosopis cineraria
Lineage: Eukaryota; Viridiplantae; Streptophyta; Magnoliopsida; Fabales; Fabaceae
Product: stigma-specific STIG1-like protein 4
Exons: 2
Coding region: 1-450 (149 amino acids)
Source: RefSeq, a predicted model, not a curated record